CUCGCGGCGGCGGCGGCAGGGACACGAUGGACGAUGGCGGCGGUGGCCCUGCCGAGGCGCCCGGCUCCCGGGGCUCCCCCGGGCAGGCGCCACGGGUCCCGCGCGCGGUCGGGCAGGGUGGCGGCGGCGGCGGUGAGACCCCGCGGACGGCGGCGCUGGCGCUGCGCUUCGACAAGCCCAUCAAGCAGGCCUUCUACAACACGGGGGCCGUGCUGUUCGUGUGCCUGUGCUGCGGCGCCGCCGUGCUAGUCUACUUCAUCCUGGAGGCCUUCCUGCGGCCGCUGCUGUGGGCCGUGCUGUGCGGCACCUUCCUGCAUCCUUUCAAGAGCUCGCUGACGCGCCUGGGCCGCCACUGGCUGCGGCGGCUGCACCGCGCGCACACGCCCAUCUUGCUGGCCGCGCUGCUGCUGCCUCUCUGCUUCGUCGACUACGGCGUCGAGGCCCUGGGCGAGCAGGUGCUGCGCCGCCGCCGCCUGCUCCUGCUGCUCGGCGCCGGGGGCCCGCUCCUCUACGGCCUCUACUGCCUCGGCAGCUACCUGGGCGUGCAGGUGCUGCUGGCGUACGCCGGCGCGCUCAUCUGCCGCGGGCUGGACUACUUCAGCAGCCUGUGGAUCUGGACAUUGGUAGUUGGCUAUGUGUUGACUGUUUUAUUCAAGUGGAAUGCAAGCACUGAACGCUACUUGAGAGCAGUUUCAAUUCCUGUCUGGAUUAUAUUGCUUUUUCAUUUAGCAUCCCUGGCUGGCUCAUGGAGAAUUCCAGUAUUCCUGGUUAUUGUUUUUUUGAUGUCGGUGGGCACCCUCUAUGAAAAACAGAAUGGAAAAGAAUCUUCUGGGGCAGAGUUACCAGGGCAAGUUAUUUCCAUGGCAGCCUCUACUCUAGCAAACUUGGCCAUCUCUAUCACAGGGUAUGAAUCAAGCAGUGAAGACCAGUCCUCGACUCAGCCUGCAGAAACCACGGACAGAGGAGAACCCCCUCCAACAUUGUCCUCCUCUUCUUCACUGUCCUCCCCUUCACCCACUCUGGGCAGACAAAGGCCUGAAAUCGGAACGUUUCUUAGAAAGAAGAAAACUAGUGAUAUCUACUUUGUGUCUCUUGUUUGGGCCAUCAUCAUUGUCCAGAUCUGGUUGAACCUGUGGAUUGUGCAGUUGCUGCCAGUGCCUGUUGCAGUCUGGAUACUCAAAAAGCUCGUCAUUCACUUUGGAGUUGUGGACUUCCUGGAAAAACGCUACCAUGUGUGGUGGGGGGUUAUGGAGAGCUUCCUGAAGGAGCGGCAGGGUGCUCUCGCACCUUGGCCAAUCGUGGGGCUUGGAAAAUUCUUGUUGAAAGUUGAUAGCAAGCUCUGGCACUGGCUAAAUAAGAAGAUGAUCAUCUGGUUGGAGAAGAUGUUAGAUAAAAUAAUUAGCAUUUUCAUCAUAUUUUUGUUAGUGAUAGGAACUCUUCUUUUAGCCCUACUCCUGACUGCAAAGGUACAUCAAGAGAGUGUACACAUGAUUGAAGUCACAAGUAAUCUGAUUAAUGAAACUCUAGCAAAUCACCCUGAGUGGGCAAAUUGGCUUCCUGAGGCUCAGGUAGUCCAAAGAGCCCUGAAUUCUGCGGCUAACAAUGUCUAUCAGUACGGACGAGAAUGGAUAACCCACAAGCUUCAUAAAAUUCUAGGAGAUAAGGUGAACAACACUGCUGUAAUUGAAAAGCAAGUACUAGAACUUUGGGACAGACUGUAUCACUCUUGGUUUGUAAAGAAUGUAACACAUUCCGGGAGGCACAAAGGACACAAGAUGCACGUGAAUCGUCAGAACAGCUGGCUGGGAGACAUUCUGGACUGGCAGGACCUUGCUUCCUUUGUGCACGAGAACAUUGAGACGUUUCUUUCGAUCUUGGAGUCUCUGUGGAUUGUGAUGAGCCGGAAUGUGAGCCUGCUAUUUACUACGGUCACUACGCUCCUGACCAUCCUCUUCUACAGUGGGACGGCCCUUCUCAAUUUUGUGCUCUCUCUGAUAAUUUUCCUGACCACACUAUUUUAUCUGUUAAGUUCCAGUGAUGAGUACUACAAGCCAGUGAAGUGGGUGAUAAGCCUGACUCCACUAUCUCAGCCAGGUCCUUCCUCUAAUAUUAUUGGCCAGUCUGUGGAAGAAGCUAUCAGAGGGGUGUUUGAUGCUUCCCUCAAAAUGGCUGGCUUCUAUGGAUUGUAUACCUGGCUGACUCAUACUAUAUUUGGCAUCAAUAUUGUCUUCAUACCAUCAGCUUUAGCAGCAAUCCUUGGAGCAGUGCCAUUUCUGGGGACGUAUUGGGCAGCAAUACCUGCAGUUCUAGACCUGUGGCUGACACAAGGGUUGGGAUGCAAGGCCAUUUUACUGCUGAUUUUUCACCUUUUGCCAACAUACUUUGUAGAUACUGCAAUCUAUUCUGAUAUAUCAGGAGGUGGCCAUCCAUACCUGACAGGCUUGGCAGUGGCUGGCGGAGCAUACUACCUAGGCCUGGAGGGAGCAAUCAUUGGGCCCAUACUCCUCUGCAUUCUGGUGGUUGCUUCCAAUAUCUACAGUGCCAUGCUCGUGAGUCCCACAAAUUCAGUGCCCACGCCAAACCAGACCCCAUGGCCUGCUCACACUCAGCGGACUUUUCGUGACAUUUCUGAAGAUCUGAAAUCUUCUGUAGACUGACAUGGUUUCCACUGCAAUGAUUUUUCUAGGAAUUUCAACUUUGACAAAAGACUUCUAAGAGUUUUUAGCAUGCCGUUAUACAUUGUGAAAUUGUAAGAGGAGACAAAGACUGUUUGACCUUAUACUGCACACACCUGCUUCCAUUUCUCCGAGCAUCCACAGGUCCUUUGGGAAACAUGGCUCUCAAUCAAGUGUACUACUUUUUUAGAAGACAUCCCUAAUGGAAAUACGGAAUGGCAACUCUUACUGGGGUACCAUGUAAUGUGUAAUAAGUCCUGAAAUUUAGGGAGAUACCAGAAAGAAAGUAUAUUUGCCAUUCAGAGCUAUACUUAAGGUAUAGAGAUUCUUUUCCACCUAUGGUGUGUACAAUCAGUAUUUGUGUUUAAUUUUGCUAGUUUUUCAAGGAUCAAUUAAUGUGCAAAUACAGUGGUUAUAUAUUGAUAUUACACUUUAAUAAUGCUUUUGUAUGGCACUUUAUAGUUUUCAGACACCUUUAGUAACACCCUGUGAGACAGGCAGUAUUAUCCUCAUUGUACAGAUGAGGCACUGGAGGCUCUGAAAGGUUUUUUUGUGAUUUCCCCCUAAGUUUAUACACGAAACAAUGGAGCCAGAACUCAAUUGCAGAAAUUCUGACUCCAAGUCCACAGUUCUUUCCUCCACUUUCUUACUUUUCUUCCAGCUUUAUGUUUUACAAUGAAAAGUAUGAAAACAAAUCCUAAAGUAACACCAUUUUGGCUUAUUAAAUACCAUUUCUUUUUUAUUGCGGUGACCCAGAAAGUGUAACUAUUAUUGUACCUAUCUCAAAGAAAACCCUUCUUUGUUCUUUGCAGUGCCACUUAUUUAGGUAACUGAAGUGUAUUUCAAAUGCCAUUUGAUUUUGAACCAAAUUGGAUAUAUAGUUGUAAUUGUUGUUUAUGUAAUUCUUUGAAAAUAUAUCAUCUUUGCAUUCCCAGGCAAAGGAGAGAUCUGGUUUGACAGUAAAAAAGAAUAUUCAAAUAUAACAAUAAAUAUUCUCACACAAAUGCUGUUUCUUAGCUUUAACUUGCUUUGACAUUCUGAUGUAUCUUCUUUGUAAAUGUAAAAUAUUUAUAUUUUGAAAUAAAAUUGCUAGUGUUGGAUGAA
Microcebus murinus (gray mouse lemur) is the source of this 3779-nucleotide messenger RNA. RefSeq names its product transmembrane protein 245 (gene TMEM245). The record is from RefSeq and is a predicted model, not a curated record. NCBI's taxonomy places the organism in Eukaryota, Metazoa, Chordata, Mammalia, Primates, Cheirogaleidae.